AUGCUCUCCAGAUUUGUCUCCCUCUUUCUAGCUCUUGCAGGCUUUACCCCCAUUCUGCAAUCUAUUCUGAGCUACUUUUGGGACGCCAAAGGCCUCCGAAAGUAUCCUUCCGCUUCGGCGGUAGCUGCAGUCAGUCCGCUUUGGCGUAUCUGGCAUAAUGUUCACUUCAGACAUUACGCUGCCGUCGACGACGCUCACAAACGACUUGGAUCCCACGUUCGAAUCGCCCCAAACCACGUCUCAGUGCUCGAUCCUCGCGCCCCCUAUGACAUCUAUGGGCACGGUGCCAACAUGCUCAAGGAAGAGUGGUACGACGCUGGCGCUGGUGCUCAUCGCAACCUAGCCGAUACUCGUGACAAGGCGGAGCAUCAGGCAAAACGAAAGAUGAUGGCCCACACCUUUGCUGCAAAGACAGUGUCCAAAUUCGAACCGGUUCUACAAGAACAAGUUGGUGCCCUCAUGGCACAGCUUGAUCAUCACAUAGACUCUGGAACAAGAGCCAACAUGCGGCGCCUGAUCAACUACUUCACUAUCGACCUAUUUGGCCAAGUGCUUUUCGGGCACAAACUGGGAUGUUUGCGCCGCGGAAACGACAAUCUUGUGGCUGAGUCAAAGGCUGGCCGUCUGUAUGAAGCUCCAUUCAUCCAGUCGCUGCUGGACGUGACUGUCAUCAACACAGUGCUCGGCAUGGUACCAGGUCUUUUGUGGUUGUCUCGACCAUUAUUUAAAAGCCAUCCAUACAAGAGAGCUGGAACUGAUUGGGAGAAUAUUGUCUAUUACAACACCAAGGAGCGCAUAUCGAAGCAAGUGCAAGAAGACGACUUGUUCCAGAGACUGCUUCAGGACACCAAAGGCCACGACCUGCAUCUUUCCAUGGGCGAGAUUGUCGCCGAAUGCUCGGCAAUGAUGAAUGCAGGCACGGAAACAACGACAGCCGCCAUGACGAACACAAUCUUCCUCCUUUUUACACAUGCCGAGGUCCUCGCGCAGCUUCGUGAGGAACUCGACAAAGCGUUUCCUGGAGACGAGAUUCCGACGUACGAGGCGGCUUCCAAGCUGCCCUACUUACGCGCUUGUAUCGAAGAAUCCCUCCGAGUGCGCCCAGCCAGCUCUAUGGGUCUACCCCGAAUUGUUCCUCCAGGUGGAAGAGUAAUCGCUGGACAGUUCAUUGCCGAGGGCGUGACGGUUUCGGUGCCCACGUAUUCGCUCCUCAGAAACGAAAAGGUGUUUACGGACGCAACAAGGUACCAGCCUGACAGGUGGAUGACUGAGGAUCAAGAAAAGAAGAAGGAAAUGAUGAAUAGUCACCUGCCCUUCAGCACAGGACCACGUGCCUGCAUCGGUCGCAACAUUGCGUACUUUGAGCAAACCGUAGUCAUCGCUACGAUCGUCAAGUUUUAUGAUGGCAAAAUUGCUGACACAUUUGAGCUAGAGACUCAGGAGAGAUUCAAUUCGAACCCCGGGGACUUGCCCGUGGAGUUCAAGCGCCGCCAUUGUUGA
Messenger RNA from Purpureocillium lilacinum, 1500 nucleotides. RefSeq lists its product as uncharacterized. The record is from RefSeq and is a predicted model, not a curated record. Lineage: Eukaryota; Fungi; Ascomycota; Sordariomycetes; Hypocreales; Ophiocordycipitaceae. Gene Ontology annotation, molecular function: iron ion binding; monooxygenase activity; oxidoreductase activity, acting on paired donors, with incorporation or reduction of molecular oxygen.